AAUAUUGUAAUCUAAUAUUUGCUUACCUUGUCUAUCUUAUAUCCGUGGACGAUCUGGGAAUUGUGGCCAUUUUCGUACGGGACUGCAAAACCAGUUCCAUUCUUGAACCAGAAAAAUCCUUUUCAGAUAGUUUCCAUCAAAGUUAAAGCCAUGAGAUUGGCUCCUGUACUACUCUAUAACAACACUGCUCAAUUCCCUCCUAAGUUCAUUUCCAGCUCGCUCAGGAUUUCUCCAAUCCCUUCGCCUGCUACAUACCCAAAAUGGGUUCAUUUUAAAUUAGCUCCUUUUCGCUCUCCACCACCCAAUUUAGUUGGGUGUAAUUGCAAACGAAGAUAUAGUGUUGCCAUUUCCUGCUUGAGAAAAUCCGAACAAGGGGAAGAAUCAUCCACUGCUGAGGAGACUUCGUCAUCACAGUCACAUAGUGUUACCAACAAUGUUGAGAGGUCUCAUAAUACAUCUGCUGUUGAUGAAGCAGAAGAAAGAACUCAAGGGUCUAAAAAUUAUGUAUCUUCUGUCAGAACGGUUGCCUUGUGUGUGCUUUCAGCUGUGGCAUUUGGCGUUGGUGUAGGGUUCACUGAUGGAGUUGGCAAGGCAUCUGAAUUUUUCGCUGGGUAUCUUCUGGAGCAGAGUUUGUCAGUGGACAAUUUAUUUGUAUUUGUUCUGAUAUUCAAAUAUUUCAAAGUGCCACUUAUGUAUCAGAACCGAGUGCUAUCAUAUGGAAUUGCUGGUGCCGUAAUCUUCCGAUUGUCUAUCAUACUGCUAGGAACAGCGACCCUGCAGAAAUUUGAGGCAGUUAACCUACUUUUGGCUGGGAUUCUUCUAUACUCGUCAUUCAAGCUGUUCACUGGAGAAGAAGAAGACGCUGAUCUAUCUGACAAUUUCAUUGUGAAGACCUGCCAGAAAUUCAUUCCCAUCACAUCUGAAUAUGAUGGUAACCGGUUCCUAACUUUGCAGGAUGGUGUAUGGAAAGCUACACCUUUACUUCUGACAGUAGCGGUUAUUGAACUCAGUGAUAUUGCAUUCGCUGUUGAUUCUAUACCAGCAGUUUUUGGUGUCACAAGAGAUCCUUUCAUAGUUUUCACUUCCAAUCUCUUUGCAAUUUUGGGAUUGAGGUCAUUGUACACACUCAUUUCUGAAAGUAUGGGGGAGUUGGAAUACUUACAGCCUUCCAUUGGUGUUGUCUUGGGAUUCAUUGGAUUCAAAAUGAUCCUGGACUUUUUCGGAUACCAUGUUUCCACAGAGGCUUCUCUAGGCGUUGUAGCUACAUGUCUUAGCGCUGGAGUCUUGCUGAGUCUUGCUAAGAAAUCUGAUUAGAGAGAGUCGAAUAAUCAAUGUGUUGGGGUCCUUUCUGGGAUGCUAAUCUUCCUUAGGAAGAUGAAGGACCUGUGCCGUGUUCUUUAUGUUCUUAUCUUUCUUUUCUCCUUCAUUGUUGCCUUGGACAUUACAUGUAUACUAGUGUUCCUUUCUCUGCCAAAUGCCAAAAUUUACUUUCUUGCAGUGAUAUUAACAAUGUUAAAGAGACGUUGGAAUUUUAGCCAUAGAUUUUGGCUCAAAAUAUGAGAUGAUUUUGAAGAUUGUU
Molecule: messenger RNA, 1579 nt
Organism: Nicotiana attenuata
Lineage: Eukaryota; Viridiplantae; Streptophyta; Magnoliopsida; Solanales; Solanaceae
Product: thylakoid membrane protein TERC, chloroplastic
Exons: 14
Coding region: 151-1314 (387 amino acids)
Cellular component (GO): membrane
Source: RefSeq, a predicted model, not a curated record